AGUUUGUUUGUAUUCGAAGACGAAAAGAAAUAUCUCAAUUUUGUGUGAAAGUUUGGGAAACUUCAGUGCCGUUGCCUUUCUCACCCGAAACCCUAAUGAAACGAGCCCCGGUCGACGACCUCGGCGGAGCCGCCAUCAAUGGCAGCUUGAAGAAACCUGUCUUCCUCACCAAAGCUCAACGCGAGCAAUUAGCCCUCCAGCGCCGCCAAGACGAGUUCGAGGACCAAAAACGCCGCCAGCACUUGCUUCUUACCCAAGCUCGCUCCGGUUCUCCCUCUUCCUCCGCCGCCGUCGCCCCAAACAAUAAUGACCAUCACAAACCCUCCGAUUAUGAUCGCCGCGACCGUGACAGAGACAGAGACCGGGACCGGGAUCGAGACAGAGAUAGGGAUAGGGAGAGGGAGAGGGAUAGGGAUAGGGAUAGAGACCGAGAUAGAGAGAGAGAUAGGGAUAGGGAUAGAGACAGGGACCGCGAGCGGGACAGGGAACGGGAAAGAGACCGGUCGGGCCGUGAGUCGGACCGGCGUAAUAGAGAGAGGGAACGAGAAGAUGAGACCAAGGGACGAGAUCGCGCUCGCGUAGAGAAAUUGGCAGAGAGAGAGCGUGAUAAGGAGCUUGAAGCGAUCAAAGAGCAGUAUCUUGGAUCGAAGAAGCCUAAGAAGAGGGUUAUUAAGCCGAGUGAGAAGUUUAGGUUCUCUUUCGAUUGGGAGAACACUGAGGACACUUCCCGGGACAUGAAUGCUCUCUACCAGAAUCCUCACGAGGCUCAGCUUUUGUUUGGAAGAGGUUUUCGGGCUGGCAUGGACCGGCGUGAGCAGAAGAAGCUUGCUGCCAAGAAUGAGAAGGAUCUUAGGGAUGAGAUUCGAAAGAAGGAGGGUAUUGAGGAGAGGCCCGAGGAGGCUGCUGCUCAGAAGCUCAAGGAGGAGGCUGCUGAUCUCUAUGAUACGUUUGACAUGAGAGUUGAUCGCCAUUGGAGUGAGAAGAAGCUUGAAGAGAUGACUGAGAGAGAUUGGAGGAUAUUCAGAGAGGACUUCAAUAUUUCAUACAAGGGUUCGAGGAUACCUCGGCCAAUGAGGAGUUGGCCAGAGAGUAAAUUGAAUCCUGAUCUGCUCAAGGCCGUGGAGAGAGCCGGUUACAAGAAGCCAUCGCCGAUUCAAAUGGCGGCGAUUCCACUCGGCCUUCAACAGCGUGAUGUUAUUGGAAUUGCUGAGACUGGUUCUGGUAAGACUGCUGCUUUUGUUCUUCCUAUGUUGACUUACAUUUCGAGGUUACCCCCAAUAAGCGAAGAGAAUGAGGCUGAGGGACCUUAUGCUGUUGUCAUGGCACCCACUCGUGAGCUUGCUCAGCAGAUUGAGGAUGAGACUAUGAAGUUCGCUCAUUACAUGGGCAUCAAAGUGGUCUCCAUUGUAGGUGGGCAGUCUAUUGAAGAGCAGGGCUUUAAGAUCAGACAGGGGUGUGAGGUUGUGAUUGCUACUCCAGGGCGUUUAAUUGAUUGCUUGGAGAGGCGUUAUGCUGUUCUAAAUCAGUGUAACUAUGUUGUUCUUGAUGAGGCUGAUCGAAUGAUUGAUAUGGGUUUUGAGCCUCAGGUUGUGGGUGUCUUGGAUGCUAUGCCUUCGAGCAAUUUAAAACCAGAGAAUGAAGAUGAAGAGCUUGAUGAGAAAAGGAUCUAUAGAACAACUUACAUGUUUAGUGCCACCAUGCCCCCUGCUGUGGAGCGGCUUGCGAGAAAGUACUUGAGAAAUCCUGUUGUUGUCACUAUUGGUACUGCUGGAAAGGCCACUGAGUUGAUCACCCAGAAUGUGAUGAUGACUAAGGAAUCUGAGAAGUUUAGUAGAUUGCAGAGGUUGCUCGACGAGCUCGGUGAUAAGACUGCCAUUGUUUUUGUUAACACGAAGAAGAAUGCUGAUAGUGUGGCCAAGAAUUUGGACAGGGCUGGCUAUCGUGUGACGACUUUGCAUGGUGGAAAAUCACAAGAACAGAGAGAAAUAAGCCUUGAAGGGUUUCGAACCAAGAGAUAUAAUGUUCUUGUUGCUACAGAUGUUGCUGGGCGUGGUAUUGACAUACCUGACGUUGCUCAUGUCAUUAACUAUGACAUGCCCGGAAAUAUUGAGAUGUACACUCAUCGUAUUGGGCGUACUGGUCGUGCAGGGAAGACUGGAAUUGCUUCCACGUUCUUAACUAUGCACGAUACUGAUGUCUUUUAUGAUCUCAAGCAAAUGCUCAUUUCGAGUAACAGUCCUGUGCCACAUGAACUGGCGAAACACGAGGCCUCAAAGUUCAAGCCGGGAAGCAUUCCUGAUAGACCACCUAGGCGUAAUGACACUGUUUUUGCUCAUUAAGAUCACCAGUGAUUUAGUGGAUUAUACAUCUAUGCUUACUGUUUCAAGCAAGGAACUAAUACUGCUCUCAAAGUGGAGCAAACAUGACAAAUUGAAUGUUGAGAUAAACAUUACUAGACGUAAUGAUCUGUCAUUCCUCAUGAUUGGGAGUAGGAAUCCUUGCAGCUAAGCUAACUCACUAACUUCUCGUACAUAUGUAUUGUUUACACUUUACAACUUAUUUCUCUCAUUAAAGUUUUUUACUUGUGUAAAUAGUGCUAGUGUAUGUUGUAGGAUUAGAAAUCAUUCUACAACUGAGAAACUUUUCUUAUAGGCAUGAGUGGUCUUACUAAAUUUUGCCAGUUAUAUCUGUACACUGUUUUUGUCCGAGGAAUAAGCAGUCUAAAGAAUUGUGCUUU
Humulus lupulus (European hop) is the source of this 2737-nucleotide messenger RNA. Its product is annotated as DEAD-box ATP-dependent RNA helicase 21. The transcript has 2 exons. Gene Ontology annotation, molecular function: RNA helicase activity; RNA binding; ATP binding. Gene Ontology annotation, biological process: mRNA splicing, via spliceosome. The record is from RefSeq and is a predicted model, not a curated record. Bases 96 to 2339 code for a protein of 747 amino acids. Gene Ontology annotation, cellular component: catalytic step 2 spliceosome. Lineage: Eukaryota; Viridiplantae; Streptophyta; Magnoliopsida; Rosales; Cannabaceae.